Cetraspora pellucida is the source of this 1608-nucleotide messenger RNA. The record is from the annotation of a GenBank genome assembly. Lineage: Eukaryota; Fungi; Glomeromycota; Glomeromycetes; Diversisporales; Gigasporaceae.
AUGGGAAAACAAGUUUUAUGCGCUUGUACAUUUUGUCGAAAUGCAUCUAAUAAUGUUGGAAAAUAUGUAAGCGUAUCUACUCGUACAAGGCAUCGGCGACAAGAAAAAGAAUUCCAGGAUAUAUCUACACCUUCACUAAUUAACGUGCAACAUUUAAAUAUUAACGACAAUAUACAACAUCAUAACGAAUUUGAAGUCAAAAAUCCCAUCUUUAUUUCUUCACCUUCUACAUUAAUAAACCCUUUUGCUGAAGUUUCGAAUUUGUCAGAGAGUGCGUUUGAUCACGAAAAAGAUUUUGAACCAGAAAAGCCAGAAUCCGAACUAGAAGAAAAUAUUGACGAUGAAUUAGAAGGAUGUGGUGACAGUGAAUUAGAAGGAUGUGGUAACGGUGAAUUAGAAGGAUGUGGUAACGGUGAAUUAGAAGGAUGUGGUAACGGUGAAUUUGAAGGAAGUGAUAGCGAUGAAAUAGAAAGAAGUGGCAAUGAUGAACUAGAAGAAAGCGAAGACAACGAAUUAGAAGGGAGCGACGAUGAACUAGAAGGAAGUGAUGAUGAUGAACUAGAAGAAAGUGGUGACAAUAGUUUAGAAGAAAGUGGCGACGAUGAGCGUGACGAUGAUGAACCUAUUUCUGUAGGCAUUGCAGGUAUACCGUGCUAUGACGCAUUAUCGCAAAAAACAUUUACAUUGCGCGGCUAUAUAUUAUCAUGGUCUGGAGACAUUCCAGCUAUAUCCAAACUCAUGUGUGUUUCCGGUCAUAACGCCUAUAGUGGGUGUCGCUUUUGCUAUUUGCGUGGAAUAUAUUCCGAAACAGCUCGGCAUAUAUACUUUCCCCUUUCACCACCAAAAGGAUACAACGGUACAACAUAUAAUCCAAAUAACUUACCAAUGCGCACUCAUACCAGCUAUCUUCAAGACAUCAAAAUGAUAGAAAGCAAACGUGGAGCUGAACGACAUAGAAUAGCAUGUGAUACUGGUCAAGUAGCAAUGUGGGUACAAUUUGCACACUUACAAUAUCAUGCCGAAUAUAAGAAAAAUUUUGAGGAUCUUCUGGAAGAGCAUCAAACUUUCCUAUUAAAGCACGCUUCUAAUGAAGAGAAAUUAUACUCAUUGUCUAAAGAACAUAUGAUGUCGAAAACUGAAAUCCAAAAAGUCAAGCAGUACUACGCAACACAAUAUAAUAAGAUGACAAAUAAAAUUCGGAAAUAUGGUAAACUACGAACUAAAUUUGGGGUGGUAAUCGGUUCGAAACUUACAAACCGUAAAGGAGAUACCUCGCGAAAUAAUUAUUCAAUUGCGGCAAGUCUUCUAGUUGAUAAAAAUGCACAUCGACCGAGAGCACCUACUGAAUUUGAGGAGCGAAAAUUUUAUGGCCAGGUUUUGUUUUAUUUUACACACGAAUAUGAAGGCGUAAUAUCCAUGCUUGCAUAUGUGCAAUGGGUGAGAAAUCCAGAAGUCUAUGGAAAUAAUAUAUUAUAUUUUCGCAACUUUGGUGAAACUGGAGUCAUUAAUGCAGCUACUAUUGACUGUUGUGUUGGAUUUCUUAAACUUGCAGAAAAUAAGUUUCUUAUCAUAGAUAGAGAAAAUUGGGUCACAUUUGGUAAAAUUUGA